AUGAAGCGAGCGCAACUCCAAGCGCUUCGUGCUGAGUUUGAAACUCUACAUAUGCAAAACAGUGAGUUGGUGACUGAGUAUUUCUCAAGGGCGAUGGCUAUCGCAAAUAAGAUGCGAAUUAAUGGAGAAAAGCUGGAGGACGUUACCAUCAUUGAGAAAAUACUUCGCUCGAUGACAGCAAAGUUCAACUAUAUCGUUUGCUCCACUGAAGAAUCCAAGGACAUUGAUACUCUUUCUAUUGAUGAAUUGCAAAGUUCUUUGUUGGUUCAUGAACAAAAGUUAAAUCAACAAGACAAGGAAGAGUUAGCAUUGAAGACAACGACUUUCUCAAACGGAGCAGAUCAUGAGAAAGGCAAAUGGAAGGGAAAACACUGGCAUCACAAAAAGGAAAAGAUCAAAUCUGGUGAUUCUCAAGGAAAAGGGAAAAGAAGGUCUAACUUUGCAGAGACAAAGGAAGAUGCAGAGACAAAGGCGGAAGAAGAUGUUUCUCUCUUGAUGGCAUAUACUUCUAGAGAAAGAGUUUCUGCUAAUUUAUGGUAUCUUGAUACCGGUUACAGCAAUCACAUGUGUGGACACAAAGUGGCGUUCUCAGAAUUGGAUGAAACUUUUCAAGAUACUGUGAAGUUUGGAGAUAAUUCCGCUGUCUCUGUUAUGGGAAAAGGGAAGGUACAAGUCACAACCAAAGACAACUCCAUUCUUACUAUCAGUAAUGUCUUUUAUGUUCCUGCUUUAAAGACAAAUUUAUUGAGUGCUGGACAACUUUUAGAAAAGGUGUAUGAGCUUAAUAUCAAAGGUGGAGUUUGUCAAAUAUGA
Molecule: messenger RNA, 813 nt
Organism: Nicotiana tabacum (common tobacco)
Lineage: Eukaryota; Viridiplantae; Streptophyta; Magnoliopsida; Solanales; Solanaceae
Source: RefSeq, a predicted model, not a curated record